Messenger RNA from Dendrobium catenatum, 4087 nucleotides. RefSeq lists its product as uncharacterized. Bases 287 to 3688 code for a protein of 1133 amino acids. Gene Ontology annotation, biological process: peptidyl-serine phosphorylation; peptidyl-threonine phosphorylation. Gene Ontology annotation, molecular function: protein tyrosine kinase activity; protein serine/threonine kinase activity; ATP binding. The record is from RefSeq and is a predicted model, not a curated record. Lineage: Eukaryota; Viridiplantae; Streptophyta; Magnoliopsida; Asparagales; Orchidaceae. The transcript is spliced from 8 exons. Gene Ontology annotation, cellular component: cytoplasm.
AUUGCCGGCCAUACAGAGCAUGAAUCUAUAAAUUCUACGACACAUAAAGCCAUAAGCUUAAACAUAACUCUCCAUGGGUUUUAUUGCCAAGUCAGAAGAGUGAUUUGAUCCAGGACUCGGGAAAAAAUGACAUCCUUUUCUUGCUGCAACUUCCUCUGAUGGCAUCGGAUCCCGCCCAGGGCCGAGGCUUCGCCGCUUGCUCGGCUGUCGCUGACCGUUUCCACUUCUCUUGUACGCUUCACAUCCGCUCGAUAAGCAUUGCUGUUCUUUUCUGCUAGCCUUGGAAAUGGGCGAUUCAGUGAAUGUGGUGCUAGAGUUCCUUAGGAAGAACCGUUUCAGCAAGGCUGAAGCUGCCUUGCGUGGCGAGAUCAGUAGCCGGCCUGAUUUGAAUGGUUUCUUGCAGAAAAACUACUCUGAGGAAGAGGAGAUGCGAGUGGAAAGUAAAUAUUCUGCUUUGAAACAGGGCGAAGUAUCCCAGGAGUUCAUCGUUAAGGAGAUCGAGGUUGGAAAUGGGAGUCAUGGGACUAAGGGUAAGAAUGGUCUUCAAAAGAACCAGGGCCAUCAGGUCAGUGAGAGCAGCAUGGCUGAUCUAUACCCUUGGAAUUUCACUGACAUUGACAGUAAUGCCAACUCUGUUUCUAAUGAUAAUGCUGUGCUAACUAACAACUUUUCUGAUCUCUUAAUAUCCGAAGAAAAGAGGUUUGGAAAAGCCUCAUGGGUGGGGAGUAGAAAGAAUUCAGUUAUUGAAACUAAACUGGAUUUGACGGGGAAGCAGAGUACCUCCUAUGGUGCUGGAAGUGUUGAAUUAAAGCCUGGAAUCAACCAAGCAAGUGACUCCAAAGGCUGCUGUUCUUACCCAAAAGACUAUUUGCUUGAGAAUCCAUGGUCCACAUCUGAGGAGGCAACAAAAGAGUGCUCAGUGAAAACUGUCCUUCCAUUUUCUUAUGAUAAUCAGUAUUCUAGUUAUGACUGUACUCCUGGUGAUGCUGAUGAUAGAAAGGAUAGAAAGAAGAAACCUAGCCAUCGAGAUUGUAGGGAAGGUUUGAAGGAGCAACUAGUUGAUAUAAUCAGGCCUUAUACUUCUGAAGUAUCCCUUAAUGACCAUGUCCUUGAUAUACCACCUGUAGGUGAUAAUCACAGGGAGGAACUGCCAAGAUUGCCUCCUGUAAGACUUAAGUCUGACGACAAGUUAACAAAUCUUAGUUGGGAAGAGAAGGCUGACCCUCAUGGUUUUGGAGGGAUGCAUACAAGAGCGAUGCUCAAUAGUGCAGACAAUACCUUUAUGAUUGGGUCAUUUUUAGAUGUCCCUGUUGGGCAAGAGAUAAAUGCAUCAGGUGGAAAGCGAACUAGUGGAGCCAGUUGGCUUUCGGUAAGUCAAGGAAUUGCUGAAGAUACUUCUGAUUUGGUUUCUGGUUUUGCUACUGUUGGGGACGACUCCAUGGAUUAUCCGAAUGAGUACUGGGAUUCUGACGAGUAUGAAGAUGAUGACGAUGUUGGAUAUAUGAGACAGCCUAUUGAAGAUGAAACAUGGUUCUUGGCACAUGAGAUUGAUUAUCCAAGUGACAAUGAGAAAGGAACUGGGCAUGGGAGUGUUCCUGAUCACCAGGACCGGGUCCCAAGGAAGGAUGAAGAUGAUGAUCAAUCUUUUGCGGAAGAGGAUUCUUACUUGUCUGGUGAGCAAUAUUUCCGUGGGAAGAAUGUUGAGCAAGUUGCUUGUCCCGAUAGACCCUUGGGUCUUGCAUUGUCUGAAAUAUAUAGAAAAUCAGAUGAUGAUAAUAAUUUGAUAACUCAGUAUGAUGGAGAGUUGAUGGAUGUUGAAGAGUUAAAUUUAAUGCGGGCAGAACCAGUUUGGCAGGGCUUUGUUAGCCAGGGCAAUGAACUCAUUAUGCUAGAAAAUGGGAAAGCCUUUAAUGAACAAGAACUAUCCCGGCCUGGUGAUCUCAUAAUAGAUGAUGAACCCCAGACUUCUGUUAGGUCAAUUGGGGUGGGCAUAAACAGUGAAGUUGCUGAUAUGGGCAGCGAAGUUCGGGAAAGUUUAGUUGGGGGAAGUAGUGAAGGUGAUCUCGAGUACUUUCAUGAUCUUGAUACUGGUAUAAGUGCUUCCGGGCACUCUAAAUGUAAUACCGGUACAAGCUUAUUUCUUCAAUCGAAGAUGGACACAUCUAAGAAAACUAAACCCAAUUCUAAUAAAUACAUUUUAGCUUCUGACAAUGCAAAGGAAGCCCAUUUUGUUGAUGUUGGCUUUACUUUUCCGCACCCAGUAAAAAAAGGGGAUAAUACUUUGGAGGCCAAUUCAGGUAAAUCAUUAUGGUCAAGCAAGGGUGAUAUUGCUGUUGACGAUGUCAAUGAAGAAUAUGGAAAGGGCAUUGUUGCAGGGGAUAUGCUUGCCACAUGGAGACGGAAAAGCAGUGAUUCUUCUCCUGUAAGGAGCUCUAGAGAUGAGAAAUAUUCUGAUACUGCCAGAUCCAGAAAUUCAAGUGGUUCAUCAGCCUCAAACUAUGCCUAUGACGAAAGAGAGGCAUUUAGGAAUGUAGGCGAGGGCAAAGCAAAGAAUGCCAGGGAAGAGGAACCGGGAAUAACACUAGAAGAUGAAGAAUCAGCUGCAUUGCAGGAGCAAGUAAGGCAGAUAAAAUCCCAGGAAGAGGAAUUUGAAACCUUCAAUCUCAAGAUUGUGCACAGAAAGAACAGGACUGGCUUUGAAGAAGACAAAAAUUUUCAUGUUGUUCUGAAUUCAGUAAUUGCUGGGCGUUAUCAUGUCACAGAAUAUCUUGGUUCAGCUGCAUUCAGCAAAGCAAUCCAGGCACAUGACCUGCACACUGGUAUCGAUGUAUGCGUGAAGAUUAUAAAGAAUAACAAAGAUUUUUUUGACCAGAGCCUUGAUGAAAUUAAGCUUCUUAAAUUUGUUAACAAGCAUGAUCCUGCUGACAAAUACCAUAUUUUGCGCCUGUAUGAUUACUUCUACUAUCGAGAGCAUUUGCUGAUUGUUUGUGAACUUCUUAAGGCAAACUUGUAUGAAUUUCAUAAAUUCAACAGAGAAUCUGGUGGGGAGGUUUACUUUACCAUGCCAAGGCUGCAGUCAAUUACUAUUCAGUGUUUGGAGGCACUUCAGUUUUUGCAUGGUCUUGGCCUCAUUCAUUGUGAUCUGAAGCCCGAGAACAUUUUGGUAAAAAGCUAUAGUAGGUGUGAGGUAAAAGUUAUUGAUCUUGGUAGCAGUUGCUUUGAAACAGAUCAUCUUUGUUCGUAUGUACAAUCACGCUCUUAUCGUGCACCUGAGGUUAUUUUGGGGCUACCUUAUGACAAAAAGAUUGAUAUAUGGUCACUUGGAUGCAUCUUAGCCGAACUUUGCACCGGCAAUGUCCUAUUUCAGAAUGAUUCUCCUGCUACUUUGCUUGCUCGAGUAAUUGGCAUCAUUGGCUCCAUAGAACAAACAAUGCUCGCUAAAGGACGCGAUACAUACAAGUAUUUUACUAAAAAUCACAUGUUAUACGAAAGGAACCAGGAAACAAACCGUUUGGAGUACUUGAUCCCCAAGAAAACAUCCUUGCGACAUCGGUUACCUAUGGGCGAUCAGGGCUUCAUCGAUUUUGUGGCUCAUCUUCUCGAGAUAAAUCCGAAGAAGCGUCCAAGCGCGGCAGAAGCAUUGAAACAUCCAUGGCUAUCUUAUCCUUAUGAACCUAUAUCAUGCUGAGUGUUUCUUGUGGAAGAAGACAGAGACAUAAGCCUUAAGCACCCAAAUUGGUUCCCACUGCAACAAGCUGUGCUGGGUUUAUUUGCGAUUGCAUGGAUCUUCCUGUUAGACCAAGAGGAGCUUGAGGCUACCAUUUUUUCUCCUUUUUCUUUCUUUCUUUCUUUUACUACCUUAUUGAUUGAGCAUGUUCUUGAAGGUGUAUCGUAUGGUAUGGGAUGGCAGAAAGUGCUUACAGUUCUUGUUCUAACUUGCAGCUAUUUGUUGUCAGCCACAUUGUAAUCUUAUAUAGAAUGCAUUAGGUCAGGUGUUUUUGAAUGGGGGCAUUGUCCUCUUGUAUAUGAUGUGAUUAUAUUUUAGGGGGAUAUUUACUCUUUAGAGAACUGCAUUAUUUUCUCUUCU